Messenger RNA from Neolamprologus brichardi, 894 nucleotides. NCBI's taxonomy places the organism in Eukaryota, Metazoa, Chordata, Actinopteri, Cichliformes, Cichlidae. The record is from RefSeq and is a predicted model, not a curated record.
AUGUGCCUGGAAGUCCUUAAGUCAAAAUGGGAGAUACCCCCAAGGGUGGUGGAGAAUGACCGAGCGAAGAUCCUGUGCGACCUCCAGAUACAGACGGACAAAAUGGUGGUAGCUAACCAACAUAGCGAUGUUCUGACCUCACUGUUGAGCUGCACAACACACCAAGCUCGUCUGACUGUGAGUCCCAGCAGCUCUCAGCUGUUUGAAUUAGACUUUGUGUCCCUGAGUUGUCAGGACGAUGACAGCUCUGCUGGAUGGACUCUGAGGAGAAACACAAGCAAUAAAGUGAUGAUUCAAUGUGGAAAGAACUUUGGAAGAUGGUCUGGAUCUACCUGUACGAUAAGCUACAUGUACACAUGGGACAGUGGAGUUUACUGGUGUGAGUCCAGAGAGGGUCCCAUCAGUAACAUGGUUAACCUGACAGUCACUGGUGGAUCAGUGAUCCUGCAGAGUCCUGUCCUCCCUGUGAUGGAGGGAGAUGACGUCACUCUGCUCUGUAAAACAAAGACCACUCCCUCCAACCUCCCAGCUGCUUUCUAUAAAGAUGGCUCCCUCAUCAGUAAGCAGUCUACAGGUCACAUGACCAUCCAGCGUGUUUCCAGGUCUGAUGAAGGCCUCUACAAGUGUGACAUCAGCGGUCAUGGAGAGUCUCCAUCCAGCUGGAUCACUGUCACAGGUAGACCUGCGACUACAGCCCCGCCCACAUCAGCACCUUCACCUUCUACCUCAAGCCCCCUGCAUUUUGACUUUACACUGCUUCGCUACCUGCUGGUGUUCUGUCCAUAUUUUAUCUCCACUCUUUUUGUUGCAUCUUUACAUCGACAGAGCCACAGGGAACAAUCCACCCACCAGUGAUCAUCCGAGCUCUUCGGGUCAACGGAUUGGAUGAAGAGG